Colletotrichum higginsianum IMI 349063 is the source of this 744-nucleotide messenger RNA. RefSeq lists its product as uncharacterized. The transcript is spliced from 2 exons. NCBI's taxonomy places the organism in Eukaryota, Fungi, Ascomycota, Sordariomycetes, Glomerellales, Glomerellaceae. The coding region runs from base 1 to 744 and encodes 247 amino acids. The record is from RefSeq and is a predicted model, not a curated record.
AUGUCUGAUGUGGACGAAGCUUUCGCUCCGCGCCGCGGCCGCGACGCCCAGCGACGCAGUCGCAGAGCCGUAUUGCUGCAGAAGGAACGCAGCUUGGCUGCCUAUGAUGACGGCUUUGAACCUCCGAUGUCCCCGAACACCCCUCCGGCCCUCCUCGUUGAUUACGGCAACGUGGAGCACCACACUACUUGGAAUUACAUCCACUUCAUGAGCAACAACCUCACCAGUAAUCACGAGGUCACCAAUGACUCUGGCCAUUCGGCAGCUGACGGACACCACGGCAACAGCUCCACCGGUUACAGCUACAACAAUGGCGAAUACAACAGUGCUCCCACCACUGAAGAUGGUCCCAGAAACUCUUUCAAGCCCAUCAACGCCCAAGUUGCAGGCACUGGCAACGCAAGUCUUAGCAGUGGUAGUAGCAGUUCCGGCGGCGGCGGCGGUGGUGGCAGUAGCAAUGCCAAUGCCAAUGCCAGCAUCAACCCCAUCAGCAGCUACCCUACCAACAGCUUCAAGCCCAUCAACGGAAACGUGGCGGACAGUGGUAACAGCAAUGGCACUACCAUAAACGUUCCCAAGCUCAAGUCCAUCAAAGGAAACGUGGCCGGCAAUGGCAGUGGCAAUGGCAGUGCCAGUUAUACCUUCACUGCCUACCCCAAGCCAAAGGAAUUCCACGCCUUUGAGCCUUUGAACGCCCGAGGUCUUCUUGCUUCCGCCAUUCGACUCUCUCGCAAAGACCACUAG